Messenger RNA from Nomia melanderi (Alkali bee), 2210 nucleotides. The record is from RefSeq and is a predicted model, not a curated record. Lineage: Eukaryota; Metazoa; Arthropoda; Insecta; Hymenoptera; Halictidae.
AUAUCGGUCGCGCGGGGAUCGUUUCGAUCUAGAUUACUCCGAACGACAGCGGGCGGUCCAGCUCUACGCAGUUUCGCUCUGACCGCUCGGAAAACAACGAUCACGUUGUUCCUUCGGCGAUGUACAAAUAAACAAGCCGGCCCGAUUGCUUUCCACUCGCUUCCUACAUCAACCUGUUCGCCCGUGGCUCGACCUGUUCGAGGGAUUCAAUCGUCGUUGUUUCUCGACGUUUCUUUCGCUCGUCCUCGCUCGAUCAGUCUUUUCAAUCGGCGUUUGGACGAAGAUACCCCGCGUUCAUCUGAUAGUUCCAGUGGUAACAAUGUAAUGAUUGGAUUAGCAGUUGAUUAACGGAUGAUAUGAGCCACAAAAAGGUUCCUUUGAGGUCCGCGCUCUCGUUCUGCACAGCCGAAGGUAUUCUCGACAUGGACCAGAUCCUGAGCAUCGAUCCGUGGAGCCAGAUCGACGACUUCGUGCAACGUAACUUCAUCCAAGAUGUGCUGGACGAGUUUAAAGAACGCGUGACGCUCGAGCCGAGUCACGCGCCCAAAGACAGCGAGAGAACGCCAAAACAUUUCCGGAAGACGGAUCGCAGAUCGCCCAAUCAGCAAUCGAGUCAAAAAAAGGCGACGGUGUCCAGUGAUUCAGGGGCGAAAAAUAAAGCAAUGAAAUCGGCGAGCGAGAAGAAAAAGGAAAAGAAGCAAAAUGAAAAUUCGGAGAAGAGAGAAAAGAUGAAGGCCGAUGAUUCGAAGAAAUCGUCGAGAUGUCGGAAAAGUCUUGGCGACGCCUGCAACGUCAAAUCGAGGGCGAGUUUGUCCGCGAAACGGUCGAAAAACGAUGCUAAGGUUCGCAAAACGAGAAACGGGUGCUCGACGGAAGACAAGAGGCCGGAAAAUAUUGACGAAUCGAAUGAAACAACGGGGCAGACGUCGCUGGACUUCGACAGUCGCUUCUUGUGCGAAAUGAGCACUCCUAAACGAGAAUCUUCGCGAAUCAGCGACCUCGCGAAGCCGGAGGAACUCGUUGGGACACUCGACACGUCGAAAGAGAACGAAAAUUGCGGCGCGGCGAUUGAUAAUCGGAACGCGUCGAAAGUUCUCGGGAAAACAGCGUUGAACCGCGACGAAGUCGGAGGCGAGGCGAAAGGACAGAAAGAGGAUUCCAAAUGCUUGGGAGAGAAGGAGAAAAAACAAGAAGAGAAGAAAGAGAAAUCGAGACGUUCGAAGGACUUCUCUUUCAAACAAGAAGAGAAGAAAGAGAAAUCGAGACGUUCAAAGGACUUCUCCUUCAAACAAGAAGAGAAGAAAGAUUCGAAGUGUUCGAAGAAAAAGGGGAACCACGACGAGAAGCAAGAAAAUUCGAGAUGUUCGAAGCAGGAGGAACACAAUGCGAAGAAGGAAAAGCCGAAGUCCUGGAAAGAGGAGACGAAACGCGAAGAGAAGGCGACAGAGAAAACGGAGAAAAUCAAAAAGGAAGGAAAGUUGCAGCCGAAAGCGGGGUGCAAGGAGCCGAAACCCGCGGGACGGAAAGAUAAAUCCGCGCCGAUCAGAGACGAGAAGAGGAAGGUCGGGAAAUUUGAAAGACGGCUGAUCGACGAAAAGAACAGGCGCGACGAGAGGAAAAUACGCCGGCACGAGAGGAAGGCGAACCGAGCCAUGGAGGAGUUCACUAGACAAGUAACGAAGGUCGCGAAAAUAAUGGGUCAUUUGCCAGACGUUGAUUCGAGCUGCAGCAGCGAUGAAACUGAUAGUUACUCGGACAGCUCGUGUUCCUGCAGUAGCUGCUAUUACUCCUCUAAUGACUAUUCCUGUUCCUGUUCGGACAGCUACUGUAGCUGCAGCUUUUCUGAUGAUUCCUACGGAUACUCGGAAUACACGCUGGCUUCCUCCUCGGACUGCGAUUAAUCGAGCUGGAGAACUUCAAUCGGAUGGGACAUAUUUUUAUAUUGUACCCGAGAGGAGAAAUUCGUCACUCGUAAUCAAAUGAAUUUUCGUAUGAUUGUUCUGUGUGUUUAUUUAGUGAUUUGAACUUUUAUAUUUAACUAUGGUAUUUUAAUCCUCUAGACCUCGAUAAAGGUGAUAAAAGUUCAAGGAGAUUUUUAUGUGCUUUGAGGUAAAUUGAACUCUUAUUGAAAUGAAAAUAUUCUUAUAAAGAUCUGCGAUCUACUUAUGUUAUGUAUGAAUUGCAGAAACUAUGAAUAAAUUAUUUUUUAC